Molecule: messenger RNA, 1491 nt
Organism: Temnothorax curvispinosus
Lineage: Eukaryota; Metazoa; Arthropoda; Insecta; Hymenoptera; Formicidae
Gene: Septin2
Product: septin-2
Exons: 8
Coding region: 65-1432 (455 amino acids)
Biological process (GO): cytoskeleton-dependent cytokinesis
Cellular component (GO): microtubule cytoskeleton; cell division site; septin complex
Molecular function (GO): GTP binding; GTPase activity; molecular adaptor activity
Source: RefSeq, a predicted model, not a curated record
CGAUUUCCCGUUUCUUGACGCGACGAACGCAUCCUCGGGCUUUCGUCGAACGGCCGGGACUCGCAUGCUCCAAUUCCGUGUGUCACUCCGUCGAAAUACACUCUCGUUAAACGAAUUUCCGCCUGGGGAACGUUUAAAAAGUUUCUCUAUCUCUCGCAAAGAAGAUCAAUAUAUCUCUACUUGUUGGCUACAAAUGAUCGAGUCUAUGCUACGUACGCUGAAGCUGUCAGGCCACGUUGGAUUUGACAGUUUGCCUAGUCAGUUGGUGAACAAAUCAGUGCAGAAUGGAUUCGUGUUCAACAUUCUCUGCAUCGGUGAAACUGGACUGGGGAAAUCCACGCUUAUGGAUUCCCUUUUUAACACCAGCUUCGAAUCUAGUCCCAGUCCCCAUAACUUACCGUCCGUAAAACUUAAGGCGCAUACCUACGAAUUGCAAGAGAGCAAUGUUAGACUGAAGUUGACCAUCGUCGAUACGGUCGGUUAUGGUGAUCAAAUCAACAAGGAAGACAGCUUCAAGGCAGUCGUCGACUACAUAGAUGCGCAGUUUGAAGCUUAUUUGCAGGAAGAGUUAAAAAUCAAACGCAAUUUGGCAACCUAUCAUGAUAGCCGCAUCCAUAUCUGCCUUUAUUUUAUAUGUCCCACUGGUCAUGGCUUGAAAUCCAUUGAUCUAGUAUGCAUGAAGAAGCUGGAUACCAAAGUUAAUAUCAUUCCAAUCAUUGCUAAAGCAGAUACAAUAUCAAAGACUGAGUUACAAAAAUUUAAAAGCAAAAUAAUAUCCGAGUUGCAAAACAAUGGAAUACACAUUUAUCAGUUUCCCACCGAUGAUGAAAGCGUAGCGGAUAUAAACUCCACCAUGAAUACUCAUGUACCCUUCGCCGUCGUUGGCAGUACCGAUUUCGUUCGCGUGGGCAAUAAAAUGAUGCGUUCUCGUCAAUAUCCGUGGGGUACAGUUCAAGUCGAAAACGAAUCUCAUUGUGAUUUCGUAAAACUACGCGAGAUGCUGAUAAGUACCAAUAUGGAAGAUAUGCGUGAGAAAACGCACUGCCGUCACUACGAACUUUACCGGAAAAAGAGAUUGGAGCAGAUGGGUUUUAGUGACGUUGACAGCGACAACAAGCCUGUAAGUUUUCAACAGACGUGCGAAGCGAAGAGAUCCAUUCACUUGCAAGAGUUGCAACAAAAAGAGGACGAGAUGCGACAGAUGUUUGUUGCUCGAGUGAAAGAAAAGGAAGCUGAAUUGAAAGAGGCAGAGAAAGAUCUUCAUAGUAAGUUCGACAAGCUGAAGAAAGAUCAUACUGAAGAAAAGAAGAAGUUAGAAGACAGUCGUAAGAAACUUGAGGACGAUAUAAUCGAAUUCAAUAGACGAAAAGCGCAGUUUGCGCAACAACCCCCACAUCACACGCUGACGUUAGGCAAAAGCAAAAAAAAGUAAAACAUUUCAUCAUGGCGAUACCUUUUUAUACAUUUAAAUCAUGACCAUGCAUUUUAAUU